Molecule: messenger RNA, 339 nt
Organism: Necator americanus (New World hookworm)
Lineage: Eukaryota; Metazoa; Nematoda; Chromadorea; Rhabditida; Ancylostomatidae
Exons: 3
Coding region: 1-339 (112 amino acids)
Source: RefSeq, a predicted model, not a curated record
AUGUUGAAGUAUCUUCGUGAAAAUGGUGAAAGCACGCUCGCGUCAUUCAUGGGAAACACAUGGGAAAGCAAACGUGAGGAUAGACAGACUCCUCCAACUACUCAUUGCCCUUACUACGAGUUGGAAGAGGACCGGAAGAUUAUGAAGGAGAGAGGACUGGAGGAAGGAAGGUACAGGCUCCAGCAACAUCACAAGGCGCACACGUCGGCUGUCAACAAAUAUUGCGGGCAGCAGCAACUUGUCACUGUUUUUGGUCCUGGAACCUGGGAAGUGAAAGAGAACGGAAACUCAUAUCGCGUGGAAGAAUCCUAUUGUCCAUGCGACAAGGACAUGUCGUAA